Messenger RNA from Syngnathoides biaculeatus (alligator pipefish), 2980 nucleotides. RefSeq names its product family with sequence similarity 120 member B (gene fam120b). Bases 420 to 2639 code for a protein of 739 amino acids. Gene Ontology annotation, cellular component: nucleus. The record is from RefSeq and is a predicted model, not a curated record. The transcript is spliced from 15 exons. NCBI's taxonomy places the organism in Eukaryota, Metazoa, Chordata, Actinopteri, Syngnathiformes, Syngnathidae.
GAAGGUAGACCUAAUAGCUAGUGACUUCAGAAUAGAAGCUCCAUUCUCAUGGAGAGCAAUUAGUCUGUCUCUGAUCCCAGCGUGGAGAGUUUACGGGUGGACUGAUGCCACAAGACCGCAGCGCGGUCCAGUUAUAGUCAUGCCACCUUAAUAGGAUUAUAUUUUUAGAAUGUUGUACAUCACGUCAUCGGCUAUUCUUUUUUUUUUCUAUAUUAGAUGUGUAUGUUUAGGCUUGCAUGGUGUUUUAUUUGUGGACUGGUACCCGUUUCAACUGACUCGUAUGGCCGCAAGCGCCAAGCACGUGAUCUUUGUUUUGUGAAGCGUCGUGACGUCACCCGUGCGACACAGGAAGUGAUAGUUUCAUACCAAAACAACCAGGAGAAUCUGCUUAUUUUACGUCAUUUUUUAAAGAAGUAGAAAUGGGAGUAAAAGGUCUCCAGUCUUUCAUGGAACUCUGCUGUCCAGAAUCCUGCAUAACUGUCAACCUGAGAGAGAUGGUCAGACAUGUUCCCAAAACAUCUGACAACACUUCCAGUCCCACACUCGUCGUUGAUGGGAUGGCCUGCCUGCGCCACUGGUACUGGUGUAAAGACUGGGUGUGUGGGGGUCAGUGGAACGAGUACAUGAGCAUCCUCAGGCGCUGGGUGGAAACGUUCACGUCUGUUGGAAUUCAUCUCGUUUUCUUCUUUGAUGGCUUGGUUGAGGAGAAGAAGAGGCAUGAGUGGGUGAAGCGAAGACGAAGAGUAAACGGGGAGGUGUCUAAAAUAUUCCAUUACAUUAAGUCACAUGGCCAACAACCAGGCAAAAAUCUCUUCACUCUGCCUUCUGGCUUGGCCACAUUCACAUGCUUUGCCCUCAGGGCAUUAGGUCAGGAAGUAUUUUGCUCAGUGCAGGAGGCUGACUAUGAAAUUGCCUGUUACGCCCGUCGCCAUGGCUGCAUGGGGAUUUUGGGACAGGACUCAGACUUCAUCAUAUAUGACAGUGUUCCUUACUUGUCAGUGGCAAAACUGCAAUUAAACCGCCUCACCACCGUCCUCUACGACCGAGAGAGGCUUUGCCGAGCCAUUGGAUUGGAUGUUUCCCAGUUACCACUCCUGGCCUGUCUCCUUGGUAACGAUGUGGUACCAGAGGUGAGCAUGCAGGCUGUCAGGAACAAGGCUAUGGCAGCAUACAGGAAUCCGUAUGACACAGCCCACUCUGGAGCUCCCCAGGGGGACUUGGUGUUAGCUGUAUCCCAGUUCAUCAGCUCUUUGUGGGCCGGAGAAGAGGAUAAGAGUGGGCUCAUCCCUCGGAGUCUGCAACUUCCAGUUGCACACAGACAACUCUUGGAAAAAGGGAUUUGCUCCUAUUUACUGUCUGAACCGGAAGCUUCUCAGCGGCAUCCCCUCCCCCCUGUAACUUCCACCUUUGAAAAACGCGUCAGUCCAGAAAUAUUAAAGGCUUGUGUAGAAAAGCACGUGUCAGCAGAGGGUUUCAUGGUUUACAAUGUCGUGUGUGAAGGAGUGAUUGAUUGUAGCAAUAGUCUGGAGGAUGAGGAGGAUCAUGAACUGCUGCCACAGGCAGUUGCAUAUAAGUCCUGCAGGCAACGCAUCUACGGUUUGCUACUGCUCAACAAUCAUGAUGAGAGCACCGUGGAACCUCCUGUCAUCAGAGAGUGGUUUGUCUAUCCAGGCAACCCUUUGACGGAGCCAGACAUGGUCCUCCCAAUCCCUAUCUGUGUCCCAUGUGAACAGCCCAAUCUGGACAUGCUGUGGUUCGGGUCUGGGCCUGACGUUUCCGCCCUUCGUCUGAUGAGCUUUUUUUCAAUAUUUGACUGCCAGGAACUUGUAGAGUUACAUGGAGUUGUUGAAAACUUUCUCCUGGCUGCUGUUUGUCUGGUCACCUACAUCACCCUCAAGGUACCAUCUUUAUCUUCAGAGGAUGUGGACGCUUACCUGAGUCAGGCUGUGUGUCUGAGGCUAAAAUCUCUGGAGGAGCUUCAACAGAUAAAGCUGCCAUUCCUCAGCAGUCGAGCGGUCCAACUGGGCUCUCUUUACGUCCGGGGACUGAGCUACCUGCUGGGGGCCAACUGUGCCAGUGGCUGCCCGCUACCCAACACUGCCCUCAUGCCAUGGCAAAGCUUCGAUGGACAGCUCUUUCACUCGAAGUACCUCCUGGCACAUGGCGGCACUGAGCAAACGGUGCUUCUGGACAACCUUCCGUCCAGUCUGGCCUUGUUUCUCCAGCUGAGAGAAAAACUUGUUGAAGUUUGCAUGAAGAGGAAAAGAGUCUUGCAAUCGCGUCCCAGACCUGGUAUGCCUGAAAGAAGUCAUAGUACCCGAUACAGAGACGGACACACAGAUGGGGUCGACAACUGGUGUGAGAGGGGCGAGACGUCAGGUGGAUGGAGAAGGGGGAGUGGACAGCGCAGUGGUGGAAACAACAAAGUCAAACUACAGGAGGGACCUGGACAGAGAGGAAGAGGAGGAGGAGGACGAGGAGGCCAAUAUUCCCACCCUCGCUUUCAUCCUCCCUCUUUGGAUGCCGGUGGUCAGAACUUGAGCUCUUUGUCAGAGCGUAGCCGGGGUGGAUGGCGUCCCAGGAGAGGGCGAUACCAGCUGGCUCCCAGAUGGUGUCAGCCACCUGCUCCUGGAACGUAACUCCACCCUGACGACGAGGAGAGGGGCACCGGAUUAGAGCACAGGACUCAAAGAGUUAAGAGGGUAGGAAAGUGCUGAUGAAAGGAAUCACGGAAUCAAGUUUCUCUGGACAAACUGAUUAGCAGUCCAGAAUGUUUGUCAGAAGGAUGUUGGAGGUGAAAAUAGGGGGAUUAAGAUUUGAUUAAGAAGUGUUCAACAAAUGAACAACUUUUGAACACAGGACUUUUUUUAAGGAAAUGAAAAAAAUCUGGUGGCAUCUUCUGUCACUGUUCAUACUUUCUGUGACAGAAAACAAAAUAGAACACAAGUAUGAAGAAACAAAUAAAUCCAUUUGUAACACA